Messenger RNA from Caretta caretta (loggerhead turtle), 5549 nucleotides. Its product is annotated as TRPM8 channel-associated factor 2. Gene Ontology annotation, biological process: positive regulation of protein targeting to membrane. Gene Ontology annotation, cellular component: plasma membrane. Gene Ontology annotation, molecular function: transmembrane transporter binding. NCBI's taxonomy places the organism in Eukaryota, Metazoa, Chordata, Testudines, Cheloniidae. The record is from RefSeq and is a predicted model, not a curated record.
CAUUCUCUGUCUCUUCCGUUCCCCUCAUUUCCUCCUAAAGAGGACUGUAAUUGGGACGGAUCUGAAGUCCAAAACAUUAAUCUGACUAUUGGAUUGCAGGAAGCAGAGACUUCUGUAUGUGAGUGAGUGAUUCCCCCUGCUGGGACCCGAGUAGAUAAAAGGAAACUGAAGAUGAAGCCCGCUGCCACCUAUGAGCUGCUGGUGGAUGGAGUUGGGCAGUGGGAUUUUACUGGAGAUUUUGUUCCUUGUGAGCUGUUGCUCACAGGAGAUACUGCAUUCCCGGUGUUGGUAAGCCCUGAGAAGCAGGUUCUGAUCGCUGUUUCUCACUAUGGGAAGGGCCGGAUGGUGGUCGUUUCUCACGAAGAAAUCCUGAAGAAUCCCAACUUUUCCCGGUUCCUUAGGAACGCUGUGGACUGGCUCCGACCCUCCCCAGAGGUGCAGGUUGGAGUCCAAAGGAGCCUGGAUCCCCUCUCUCAGCUGCUCCUAAGGUCCAGCACUAAAGUGCAGCCUGGCGUGGGGCUCAGUGCCUCUCUCGGGGUGUACUGUACUGAUGCCUAUGACGAUGCUCGGGCAGAGGAGCUGGUCCAGUUUGUAAAGGGAGGUGGGGGCCUGCUGAUCGGAGGUCAGGCCUGGUACUGGGCUAGUCAACACGGUGUGGAGAAGGUGCUGUUCGAAUUCCCUGGGAACCGAGUGACUAGUGUGGCCGGUGUGUACUUCACCGGCAAUACAGUGCAGCCAGGGAUCUUCAAAGUCUCGGGAAAGAUCCCAAAGAUCCCCUUGAUCGUCCCGCACGGGGCUAAUCUCAGCCAGGAUGUAGAGCUUCUCCUCAAUGGUGUGUCGGAACUGGAUAUAGUGACGGGUGGGGUGCCCUCCCCCCUGCUGGUGCAUGGGGUGCUGGCCUUCCCACUCGGCCUGGACAGCUCCCACUGCUGCUUCCUUGCUGCAGCGCGCUAUGGCCGGGGCCGGGUGGUGGUGGCAUCUCAUGAGGGCCAGCUGUGUGCCCCGAAGCUGGUAGGGUUCCUGCUCAAUGCUGUACGCUGGCUGGAUGCUGGGAGGCAGGGGCUGGUUGGGGUUGCUGCCCACCUGAAGGGGCUGUGUUCCUUGCUGGCCCAGGAGGGCCGGAAGUAUCGGGUAUCAUCGCUGGCGAGCGACAUGAGCGUCUACUGCUGCCCUUCUCACAGCGACCAAGAGGCGGAGAAGAUCCAGGCCUUUGUGGCGGAGGGGGGAGGGCUGCUGAUUGGGGGGCAGGCCUGGUACUGGGCCUCCCAGAAUCAAGGCCAAGCUGCCGUUGCCGGUUACCCUGGCAACAAAAUCCUCAACCGCUUUGGGAUCAGCAUCCUGGGCAUGAACCUCAAGGCAGAUACAUACCCAGCGCUGCUCCCGGGGGAGCUUCUCCAUCACUACCACUUCCGUCAGGCACUCUCCCUCUUCCAGAGGCACGUGGAAAAGAAGGAGGCACUCGGAGCCCCCCUGGCAGACUGGCUGCAUAGGCUAGGGCAGGACUGUUCUGCCUUCCUGAGGAUCCCAGCUGAAGACUGUCCGGCGUUCUCCUCACUCCACCGCAUCCUGCUCAAAGUGCUGCGCAGAGGCGGGAUCCCGCAGGUCAGCAAGAAGAACCCAAUCAAGAGCAACUCCAAGGAGGCAGCCCUGCUGUGCCUGGCAACACAGCUGUCCCAGACCAUGACGGACUGUGCUGUCCUGGUUGAGAAACCCACCGAUGGGGUCUGCAUGCUCCCAUCCAGCUGCCCUAUCACCCUGGAAAUCGAUGGCACUAAUACAGGUGGAACAGCAUGGAUGAGUACAGGACUUUACCUACCUGAUGGGAACACAGCAGUGUUAACGUUUCCUUGCAUGGCGACCAGUGCUGGUCUGCAGGUGCAGAUCGGGUGUCACUCUGAUGACCUCACCGCUGCAAAGGAGCUGAAACGGGCCCCCAUGGUGAUACGCAAGUGCCAGGUCAGCUGCCAGAGGCAGUCAGUCUCCUGCCUUUGGGGCGGCCUCAUUUACAUCCUUGUGCCAAGGGGAAGCCAGCUGGGCAAAGUGCCCAUCACUGUCGAAGGGACAGUCAAGGUUCCCUACUUCAGACUGGGAGAGACCUGUAAAUGCCAGUGGCUGGCCAGCAUCCGGCACUACCCUGCUCCCUGGGCCGAACUAGCUACUGAGAACAUUAUCCUGACUGUGCCUGCUGACAGCAUCCGCCAUAUAGAGAACCCAGAGCCUCUUCUGACCCUCUGGGACCAGAUCAUGCUGGCUAUAGCUGAGUUGGCAGCGGCACCAGCGAAGUUCCCAAGGCCAGAGAGGAUUGUAACAGACGUCCAGAUCUCAGCUGGCUGGAUGCACGCUGGCUACCCCAUCAUGAGCCACCUGGAUUCGGUGAAGGAGAUGGUGAAUGUGGAACACAUGCGAGCCACCGGCUUGUGGGGCCCAAUCCACGAGCUAGGACACAACCAACAGCGAGCAGGCUGGGAAUUCCCCCCUCACACUACUGAGGCCACCUGCAACCUGUGGUCUGUCUAUGUGCAUGAGAAGGUGCUGGGGAUCCCCAGGGACAGAGCCCACCAGGCCCUCCAGCCACAGUGUCGGAAGCAGAGGGUCACAGGUUAUCUGGAGAAAGGGGCUCAGCUGAAGGACUGGAGCGUGUGGACUGCGCUGGAGACGUACUUGCAGCUGCAGGAGGGCUUUGGCUGGGAACCCUUCAUCCUCCUCUUCUCUGACUACCAGAAAAUGCCCAAUGUCCCCAAGGACAACCCCUCCAAGAUGAACCUGUGGGCAGAGAAGUUCUCUCAGCAGGUGAACAAGAAUCUGGCUCCUUUCUUUCUGGCCUGGGGCUGGCCCAUCAAGGAUGAAGUCUCCUUGAAACUGGCUUCUCUACCAAACUGGGAGGAGAACCCAAUGAAGCUACAUGAACCUGGGAAGAAAUAAAAUCUGAGCACUUAGUCUUCAAAACUAAUCCAACAGCCACUUACCUUUCCUUUAAGCUGUACCAGAGUUUUCAUUGGUCUAGCUGGUAUACUUAAUGGUGCCUCAGUGCAGGGGGCUGUUCUAGAUGAUAUCUCGAGGUCCCUUCCAGGCUGACAUUUCUAUGAUCAUGCCAACACACUGAUUCCGAUUUUAUAUCCACAACCUCUGUUCUUCACUGGACAGUGGGAUAUGGACUUACUAUUUCCCUAUCUUUUCCCUGAAUUCCAUAGCUUGUUGCUCUCUGCGUGAAAUCCCCUCCCUUCCUCCGUGCAGAGGGUCAGCAAAGGCCUAUGUGAUAUCCAAAUUUCAUGUAAACCUUGAGAACUUACUUAGUGCAUAGGGCUUGUGCUGACCCUCUGCCUAGGGGGGAAUUUCAUCCCUAGCCUGUCAGUUUGACCAUGUCAUCUUCUCUUUGCAUCCCUCUCUUGGCUCCUAUCACAUCAAACAGAAGCCUCUGGUCUUUAUUUUCAAGGCCCUUCCUGGCCUACCUCCACCCUACCUAUCAUCUCUCAUUUGCUAUCGAAAUGUUUACUCCCAUCUUUGAUUGGCCCAUGUUUCCAGCUUCCCUCAUCCCCUUGUUAAAUUUUCAAACAAGCACCCUUGUGCUUUUUCCCAUGCUGCCCCUCAUGCUUGGGAGGAACUCUCCAUAAACAUCCAUAGAGCUACCUCCUCCUCCUCCUUCAAAACCCUCCUUAAACCUCUCUUUUGCCAUGAUACCUACACAAAACUUGCCAAUGUAGUAGGCUGUUGUGGUGUGCUGAGAUCACACACUAUCAUACUGACCAAUGCUGUUUCACUGUUGCCUUGUACUCUCCCAUCGGCUUGUCUGUGCCCAUCUGUUGUCUCUUGUCUCAUACUUGGGGCAGGUCUAUACUACAGUGGGAAUCGACGCUCUGAGAUCGAUCCACAGGCAGUCGAUUUAGCGGGUCUAGUAAAGAUCCGCCAAAUUGACUGUAGACCUCUCUCCAGUUGACCCCUGUACUUUACUCCCGACAAGAAGAGUUAGGUAAGUCGACAGGAGAUUUUCUCCCAUCAACCACCCCCCCCGCCACCCACGGUGUAGACCCUGUGGUAACUCGACCUAAGGUACGUCGACUCCAGCUACGUCAUUCACAUAGCUGGAGUUGCGUAGCGUAGGUUGACUUACCACGGUAGCGUAGACAUAGUCCCUGGCCCAAAGAGCUUACACUCUAAGGCUGUCUUUUUUUCUUCUGUGUUUGUAUAGCUCCUAGCACAAUGAGGUUUUGGUCCUUACCUAGAGCUAUGGACUAGGGGGCCUACAUGCUCUGGUAAUAUAAAUAAUGAGCAAUAAAUAAUACACAAUAGGGAUGAAAUGGCCACCCAGUGGCAGCAGAGCGUAAAGGAAUGAAAGUGUUGUAAUUAGAUGACUGAACAGGUGCGUUGUGGAAGUGGCUGUGGCCGUAGUUAGGAUAUUUAAUGAGAGUGAGCUAUGGUCUGACCCUAUCUGACAGGGAAAUGGGAUACUAGAUGGUCCUGUGGUCCUUUCUGGAGUGCAGGAAAUGGGAUAACAAGCUAGAUGAAUCAGUGAUUUAAUCCUGUGUAGCAGACGGCUGGACUAGAGAGGACAGAGGCCUGAUCUGGAUAAGGAGGAGGUUAGGCACUGGACAGUGAAAGGGAACAAUGCUGUUCUGGUACGCUAGAAUCAAGCAGAGCAAGAGCUUGCACACCAGUGUGGGUGGAAUAAUGAUUGAAUAUAGUAUUACUUAAAUGAAACUCUCCUCUGCUAGAGAGUGAAUAAAUUAUUUCCUUGAGGCAAUGCAAUUUCUUUGCAUGGUAUUUUGAGAAACAAAGAAUGCUACUGGAUAUUAAUUUAGGGUCACAGUCAGUUUUUCUCCAGGGCAGAAGUCAGGAGAGAUUCUCCUCCUCUUUGUAGUCUCUCUGGAUGGAAACAGGCGUGGGUGAGAGGGAAGUGGUGUGAUUUCCUAAUAGGUGCGCCUCUUGUAAAAUCUUAUCACCAGCAACUUUAAAUAAGGCCCUCCGGCAUUUACUGUUUACAAGUUACAGCAUCACUUUCAAUGACCAGCCUUUUAAUUAGACCCAAAGAGAUUUUUUUCAAGGUUGCCCUCUGAGCCGUUCACUGCUGCGUGUUUGAACCAAGACAUUGGUGUUUAGAACAGCAGUAACUCAGGGCCUACCAAAGUCAAUGGAAAGAUUCCAAUAGAGCCUGUGAAAUAGACUUGAAUGGGAUCCGCAGAGCUGAAACAAUUCAGAGGCAGCCAGUCAUGAAGCAUGGCACCUCUUUCUUAUUCCCUUGCACUCUUCUCUCUCCUUGUCACAGUUUCAUAGAAUUAAUUCUCAUCCCCUUUCCUUCUGCUUACUGUAGUUAACAUCAGCAAUUUGUAUUUAACUUUUCAGGAGUUUUCCCCUUUUAUUUCCUCUUUGUUGUUUUAUUAAACUCAGUCUCUCCCCAUUCAAUCAGAUAGUCAGAGUCACUGCUCUCUGUGUAUGUGUUACUUCUUUAUAUUGUUUUUAUUGCAUUCAAGGUAAACAGAAAGAAGAUAGUUAUAUGGGAACUGGAGAGUAUUAAGUGUUAGAGAACACAAGUAAAAUAAAAUCUGUAUUAUGGG